AUGACAACUUCCAAUCGAUGCACCGAGUUUCCUGCCCCAGGACUUCGAAACCCGUUCCGCUAUGUGACUGGCCAUGAUAGUAACGGCGAGCCAACAUUCCUACUGGCAAAUCAUGGAGACCACCGCGCUGUUAUGUUAAACGGCGAAGGCGCUCAAAGCAUCAUGUACAGCAGCAACAGCAACCCAGUGGAGCUCACUAACGAUGUCGACCUAGAAUUUGCCAGACUUAACAGACCUUCUCUCCACAUCCCAAAAGGCUGUGUCGUCCGCAUGGUAGACUUUGCGCCAGGUGGGGAGUCCAACAUGCACCGCGCUUUGUCUCUUGGGAUAGGGACUGUCUGCGAGGGCGAAGUUGAGCUCAGUCUGAGUACAGACGGAAAAGUCAACCGGAUUCUUCGUCCUGGGGAUGUUAUCAUCAAUCGCUGUGCUAUGCAUCGCUGGAGAAACACAUCCAAGGAGAAGCCGGCCCGCGUGCUCUUUGUUAUGCUGGACGUUGAGCCGGUUUUUGUUAAUGGCAAACCGCUGGAAUUUGAUAUGGGUGAGCUUAUGAAGGAGUAUGGUGAUUAUAAGGAGGGCGAAGGCGCAAAUAAGAAACCGUAG
Molecule: messenger RNA, 600 nt
Organism: Fusarium proliferatum ET1
Lineage: Eukaryota; Fungi; Ascomycota; Sordariomycetes; Hypocreales; Nectriaceae
Exons: 3
Coding region: 1-600 (199 amino acids)
Source: RefSeq, a predicted model, not a curated record